This is a messenger RNA of Geodia barretti, 2467 nucleotides long. The record is from the annotation of a GenBank genome assembly. NCBI's taxonomy places the organism in Eukaryota, Metazoa, Porifera, Demospongiae, Tetractinellida, Geodiidae.
GGUAUAAUGGAAGUUUGUACAAAUGUGUUUGUAGUGUGAAAGGAAAAUAGUGCAUUGUUGCUGUAGGAAUGCUGGAGGAAAUACAUUCCUUUAGGCAAAACUGAAACUUGUAACCUUCUACACACAUGGAGAAGCAACAAGUCUGCCUAAAUUGUAUGUAGAUACAUCUAUGUGAGAGAGUGUGUAUGGUACCUAGGUAUACAGGCCUGUUAUGUAUAUAGGCCCCUCUUCCACCCCAACCAGGCCAGAUCUGAAGGUGAUCCUCAUGAGUGCCACUCUCAAUGCAGAGCUAUUCUCACAGUACUUUGGUGGAGUGCCCAUGUACAAUAUUCCCAGCGUGGUGUUCCCAGUGGCCCGGUACUUCUUGGAGGACGUGCUCCAAAUGACCAGAUUUUGUCCUCCUCCCCCUACUCGGCGAGGACCUCCGAGCUGGGUGCGGCACCUGCGAGGCCAGGCCGAGGCCAUGGAGAAGAAACGAACGGAGGAACAAGAGCGGGCAGAGUACAUCGCCUCUCUGGAGGCCAAGAGAACCUACCCACCCUACGUGGUGGAGGCUCUCAGAAACAUGGAUGGUGACCAGGUCCCUCUGGAACUGAUGCUGGAGCUGGUGAAGACCAUCUGCAGGGAGGGGGAGCUGGGGGCCAUCCUGGUGUUCCUGCCCGGCUGGGACACCAUCUCCAAACUCCACGACAUGCUCAAGUCCGACCCAGUGUUCCGGUCACGCAACUACCUCAUCAUCCCGCUCCACUCGCUAAUGCCCACCUCGUUCCAGCAGUCUGUAUUUGACAGACCACCCGAGGGAGUACGUAAGAUAGUGAUAGCCACCAACAUUGCAGAGACCAGUAUAACCAUAGAGGAUGUGGUCUAUGUCAUCGACUGCGGGAAAGUCAAGGAAACUACGUAUGAUGUGACUAACCAGCUGGCGUGUUUGGAAGCAGUCUGGGUGAGUAAGGCUGCCGCAAAACAGAGGAAAGGCAGGGCUGGAAGAGUCCAACCGGGCAAGUGCUACCACCUGUUCACCAAGCACCAGCUGGAGGGACUGGCAGACUACCAGGUCCCGGAGAUGUUGAGGACACCUCUAGAGGAGCUCAUUCUUCAGAUCAAGAUCCUGAAACUCGGGGCCGUAGCUGCCUUCCUCAACAAGGCCCUCGAGCCUCCCUCCGAGACUGCUGUUCUUAAUGCCAUCACAUCCCUCCAGCAACUAGUCUGUUAAAACUAAUCACAAUACUCUAGCAUUUGCAGAAAGUUUGCUGCAUUUUUCUUGUGUGGACUAUCUCAGAGUGUUUGCUUCACAAACUACUUAUGAAUUAAACCCCACGCUAAUUAUAGUGUGGUGGCAAGGUACACAUUAUACAUAUAUUCCUGACCCCGCUUACAGAAUGCUCUUGAUGGUGAGGAGAAUCUGACCUCUCUCGGUUACCAUCUCGCCAAUCUGCCCGUGAACCCUCGUGUGGGGAAGAUCAUUCUGUUUGCUGCCAUGUUCUCUUGCCUCAGUCCCGUCCUCACCAUUGCCAGUAGCCUCGGCUUCAAAGAACCCUUUAUCAUCCCUCUGCACAAGCAAGAGGAGGCGGACGAGGUGAAGAGAAAGUUAGCAGAAGAGUCUCGCAGCGACCACAUUGCUCUGCUCAGAGCAUAUGAGGGAUGGGAAGACGCUUGUCAUGAGAGAAAUGCUAGAGACUACUGUUGGGAGCAUUUCCUCUCACACAACACUCUUGAGCUGCUGAAGAACAUGAAGAAGCAGUUCUGUGGCCUGUUGUAUGACACUGGGUUUGUCCAUUGCCCGGAUCCAGACCACGAUGAGGCCAACCACAACUCUGCCAACACCAAACUGAUCAAGGCUGUUCUGUGCGCCGGUCUCUACCCCAAUGUGGCCAAGAUCGUCCAGACACGUCCCGACAGACCACCCAAACUGUACGAUCAGGACACCAAGGUCAAGUUCCACCCAAAGUCAGUCAACUCAGACGAGACUACUUUCGACAACAAGUUUGUCAUCUACCACACCAAGGUCAAGAGCACAGCGGUGUUCCUCCAUGACACGAGUAUGAUCCUCCCUUCCCCCUCCUCUUCUUCGGAGGAAACAUCUCUGUCGAGAGAGACGGAGACCAACAGAUCAUUGCUGUCGACAAGUGGAUCAAGUUCCAGGCUCCCCACCGCAUUGCCAUGCUAGUCAAGGAGAUGCGUCACAGUUGGAUGUGUGUUUGAGAGCAGAAAGUGAGCAGUCCCGCAUGGAUCUGUACACCCCUCUGUCAGUCCCUCUGCCUCCUCACAACUCAUCCAGAGCAUCAUCGAUCUAAUUGCCUCUGAAGAUUACCAGUGGCAGGCUCAAAGGCUAGCUGCUGGUAAACACUUAUAUAUUCGCAGAGGGAAGUGAUGAACUAAUGUAAGACUAUCAAUAUUUUCAACAUCAUUAUUCUGACACAGCCAUGUGUACUGUAAACAUUUUAAUCAUGUUGCAAACCUUAUGAUG